This is a messenger RNA of Pipistrellus nathusii (Nathusius's pipistrelle), 282 nucleotides long. Lineage: Eukaryota; Metazoa; Chordata; Mammalia; Chiroptera; Vespertilionidae. The record is from the annotation of a GenBank genome assembly.
AUGAAGGUCUCCGGGGCUGCCCUGGCCGUCCUCCUCUGCACCAUGGCCCUCUGCAGCCAGGUCUUCUCUGUACCAGUUGGUGCUGACACCCCGACCGCCUGCUGCUUCACCUAUGCGCCUCGGCAGAUUCCACGUAAAUUCAUCGUUGACUACUUUGAGACCAACAGCCAGUGUUCCAACCCUGGUGUCAUCUUCCAAACCAAGAGAGGCCGGCAGGUCUGUGCCAACCCCAGUGAGGACUGGGUCCAAGAGUACGUCGCUGACCUGGAGCUGAACGCCUGA